AUGAGGUUUCUGGCUUUCAGCGCCUGUUUAUUGGGCGUGACUGCUGAUGUUAUCACAUCAGACACUCACUUUUACGGCCAAAGUCCGCCUGUUUAUCCAUCGCCGGAUGGCAAAGGGACCGGAGACUGGGCAGAGGCAUACACCAAAGCAAAAGCAUUCGUCGCCAAGUUGUCACUUGAGGAAAAGUCUAACCUGACUUUCGGCAUUGCCACGACUGCCAACGGUUGCUCUGGAAAUAUUCCUGCUAUCCCACGUCUUGGGUUCCCAGGACUUUGUCUCUCGGAUGCCGGGAAUGGAGUUCGCGGUACUGAUCUAGUCAAUGGAUAUCCAGCUGGACUUAGUGUCGGUGCAAGCUUUGUUCUGCGUUCUGCUAACUAUCACAGUUGGAACCGAGAUCUUGCUUCUCAACGGGCACACUUCAUGGCCGGCGAGUUCAAAGCAAAGGGUGUCAAUGUCGCUCUUGCGCCUGUUGCUGGUCCCCUCGGCCGCGUCGCUCGAGGCGGUCGAAGCUGGGAAGGCUUCGCUAACGAUCCGUAUCUCAGUGGUGCCCUUGCUGCUGACACGGUCGUUGCAUUCAACAAACGCGGUGUCAUGACCAGCCUCAAGCAUUUCAUUACGAGCGAACAAGAGACAAAUCGGAAUCCUAUUACUGGAAGCUCCCCUCAGAUUGAGGCAGUCUCCUCGAAUGUGGAUGAUAAGACGAUGCAUGAACUCUACCUCUGGCCUUUCCAGGAUGCUAUCAAAGCAGGCUCUGUCAAUAUCAUGUGCAGUUACAACCGAGUGAACAACUCAUAUGCUUGUGCUAACAGCAAGAUGCUCAAUGGGUUGCUGAAAACGGAGCUUGGAUUCCAGGGAUUCGUGGUUACGGAUUGGUAUGCGCAACACUCCGGAGUUGGCAGUGCUCUUGCCGGUCUCGAUAUGGCCAUGCCCAUCACUUCAUUCUGGGCCAACAGUCUGACCACUGCAGUCAACAAUGGCUCCGUUCCAGUGAGUCGAUUGAAUGAUAUGGCCACUCGUAUUCUGUCUGCAUGGUACUUCCUAGGACAAGACAGUAGUUUCCCCGAGCCCGGCGUCGGCAUGCCCUACUCAGUCGCAGGCGCACACAAGAGAGUGGAAGCGAGAGACCCAGCAGCUCGCCCAGUCAUUCUACAAGGUGCCGUUGAGGGCCAUGUACUUGUCAAGAAUAACCGUGCGUUGCCUCUCAGGAAGCCCCAGGUUGUUUCUGUCUUCGGGUACUCUGCCGGAAGCUACAAAGCAUCUGUCCCAGCCUUUGGCGGAGAAAGCUCAUGGUCACUUGGCUACCAGAGUACUGAUAUAACACAAGCUCUGGUAGGCUUUGGUUUGGACGUACCGUCCUUUGGUGGGUUUGAUUCUAUCGCAAGCAACGGUACGAUUAUCAUGGGCGGUGGCUCCGGUGCAUCCACGCCCGCUUAUGUUUCCGGUCCUCUUGACGCUCUCUCAAACCGAGCCAUGACAGACAAUUCUGCUCUUUUCUGGGACAUCCAGAGUUCAAAACCUGCCGUUGUCCCCGCUUCAGAUGCUUGCUUGGUGUUUAUCAACGCAUGGGCAUCCGAGAGUUACGACAGACCUGGUGUUUACGACGACUACUCUGACAACUUGGUUAUUUCUGUUGCUGAUCAGUGCAACAACACUAUUGUCGUUAUCCACAACAAUGGAGUCCGGCUUGUGGACAAUUUUGUUGAUCAUCCUAAUGUCACUGCCAUUGUAUAUGCCCAUACACCCGGACAAGACUCGGGUGCUGCAACCGUUGCAUUACUCUAUGGCGAUGAGAAUUUCUCUGGCAAGAUGCCUUACUCUGUUCCGAAGAAUGAGAGUGACUAUGGCGCGCUUCUCGAUCCAAGUCUCCCUGAAGGUGACUAUGUGAACUACCCUCAGAGCAAUUUCUCCGAAGGCAUCUUCAUCGAUUACCGUGGGUUUGAGUCCAAGAAUAUCACACCCAGAUAUGAGUUUGGUUUCGGUCUUUCAUACACAUCGUUUGAGUACAGUUCACUAUCUGUGACCAAGACCAAGAAAGCAAACAGCGCCGCCAAAUAUCCCUCCGGUCCUAUUGAACAGGGUGGACAGGUUGAUCUGUGGGAUAUUCUUGCACAGGUUAAGUUUACAGUCAAGAACACCGGCCAAGUGAGUGGAAAGGAAGCUGCACAGCUUUAUAUCGAUACUCCUUCCGGUGUCAAGCAGCUGCGUGGCUUUGAGAAAGUCACUUUAAAUGUAGCGGAGAAAGAUACCGUCACUUUGUCCUUGACUCGUCGGGAUCUGAGUGAAUGGGAUGUUGUGGCUCAGAAGUGGGCGCUGAACAGCGGCAACAUUGGAGUUUACGUUGGUGCAAGCUCGAAGGACUUCAAGCUCCAGGGCACAUUGCACCUUUAG
This is a messenger RNA of Penicillium nucicola, 2388 nucleotides long. Its product is annotated as beta-glucosidase. The transcript is spliced from 10 exons. NCBI's taxonomy places the organism in Eukaryota, Fungi, Ascomycota, Eurotiomycetes, Eurotiales, Aspergillaceae. The coding region runs from base 1 to 2388 and encodes 795 amino acids. Gene Ontology annotation, biological process: glucan catabolic process. Gene Ontology annotation, molecular function: beta-glucosidase activity. The record is from RefSeq and is a predicted model, not a curated record.